AGGCUGUGACAGGCAUCAGCGGUCCAGACAGCAGCGAGCUCUGCCUCCUCCUCAGGUGAACUGAAGGCUGCACAGUUUGGGAGGAAAAAAAAAAAAAAUAAAGAAGAAAAAAAAAAACACGGAUUUCAACCUGCGACAUUUUCUGCCUUCUUCUGGAGUCAAGUGAUUUCUGGAUGGGACUGACAGCCGCAGACAUUGCAUGCAGCACAAUUUGAGAGGAACCUUCGUCUCCAGACCAGCCCUCUGCCCUCGGCCGUUCCCCGCAGAAGAAUGAGCUCCUUGCCCCAUGGCUCCCGCGCCUCCAUCGACAUCCUGGAGGAACUCCAGCUCAUUGCUGCACAGAACCUGGAAAAACUGGACAUCAGCAAGUACUAUGAGGUGAUCCGAGAGCUGGGCAAGGGCACCUACGGCAAAGUGGACCUGGUCAUCCACAAAAUCAGAGGCACAAAAAUGGCCCUGAAGUUUUUGCGGAAGAAGACCACCAAGCUAAAGAGCUUCCUGCGGGAGUACAGCAUCUCCCUCUACCUGUCGCCCUGCCCCUUCAUCAUCAACAUGUUCGGCAUCGCCUUCGAGACCGACGAGUACUACAUCUUCGCCCAGGAGUACGCCUUGGCGGGGGAUCUCUUCGACAUCAUCCCGCCGCAGGUGGGGCUCCCUGAGACCGUGGCCAAGCGCUGUGUUCACCAGGUGGCCAUCGCCUUGGACUACCUGCACUGUAAGAAGCUGGUCCACCGGGACAUCAAGCCCGAGAACAUCCUCAUCUUCGACAAAGAGUGCCGCAAGGUCAAGCUGUCCGACUUCGGCAUGACGCGGCGCGCCGGCUCCCCGGUGAAGCGCGUGAGCGGCACCAUCCCGUACACGGCCCCCGAGCUGUGCGACACCUCGCAGCACGAGGGCUUCUGCGUGGACUACAGCACGGACGUGUGGGCGUUCGGCGUGCUGCUCUUCUGCAUGCUGACCGGAAACUUCCCGUGGGAGAAGGCCAUGCCGUCCGACGCCUUCUACGACGAGUUCGUCCGCUGGCAGCUCCGCCGGACGGGCGCCGUGCCCUCGCAGUGGCGCCGCUUCACGGACGAGGCUCUCCGCAUGUUUCGCCGGCUCCUGUCCAUCGAGCAGGAGCGCCGCUGCUCGGUCAAAGAGGUCUUCAGCUAUUUCAAUCAGUGCUGGAUGCUGGACACGGAGAACGGGAAUAGCGGCGGUGGCUCGGAGGGGUUAGGGGGCAGCAUGCCGCCGCUGGACAUCAGCUCCUCCUCGUCUGAAGAGGACGUCUUAGUGGACAGACUGAAGCAGCAGACCCUGUCACCCGCCUGCGUGGCGAAGGGCGGCAUCCUGAUGGACACCCACUACUCCUCCAUGUCCACGAACAGCUCGCCCUCGUCCACGGGCAGCUACGAGCGGGUCAGCCGGGACAGCAACGGAGGCGGGCGCAUCCUGGUAGCCACACCCAUCGAGAUCUGCGUGUAGAGGCAAUCGCUGCGACUUUGUAGGCCACGCGCGCGCACACGUAGAGGUCGUGUGUGUGCGCAGCUGCGUAAUGUGAAAGAGAUUUCUCCCAGUGUGGAAAAAGAGGAGAAAGAAAAGAAAAGAGCGGCGGUGGCUGGUGCUUGUGGCGUCGCGAGGCGUCCUCAGCUGUCGGUCGGUUGUAGCUUCCUGUGGAUUUCUUCAUUUCCGAUGAAGACGCACUCUGAAGGAAUGGCGGGAAAGUGAGACAAUCACAUGCUAUAGCCAACUCACGGUUUAUUAAAUCAGUUAGUGGAACACAUAAACUCACUGGAUGACUUUUGAAAAAGAGCUGAUGCAGAGGGCGGAAAAAAAAAAACAAAAAAAAAACACUCAAGCAAUACACUCAACGUUUCGGGAACAAUCCAGUCACUGCAGAAGCGAUUUGGUGAAGAAGACGGUAAAAGAAAUAAUCUGCUUUAACUGCAUCAGUAAGAUAUUUGUGCAUUUAAAAAAAAAAAAAAAAAUUAAAAAAAAAAAAAAAAAAGGUCUUCAGUGUGGCAUAGUGUGACCGAAGGUACUGUUGUGUGUUUGUAUUGUAUAUUAUAGCAUUUUUACGUUUGGUAGAUAUUUUUUUAAUGUAAAGUCUGUUUUGUUUUUUUGUUGUUGUUUUAAAAAAAAAAAUGAUUUAAAUUAUUAAUUUAUCUCAGAUGAAUAUAUUUGGGAUUUGUUUUAUAAAGUAGCAUCAGAGAUUUGAAAGUUAUUUUGAUAUUUUGGGGAAGAAACGAUGCUAAUAAUCAUUCUUCUGGGAGCUGUUUUCAGUUUGUUUGUUUUUUUGACUUUUUUUAGUCGUCGUCGUCGGUGUACUGUAAACCAGGAACCUCCCAUAAGUAGAUGUAAAUGACUGAGUCGAUAUUUUGUUCAUCUUAAAUGUCCUUUUCAUGUUUGCCUGUGACACCUAACCCUUGCUGUACAGUAACGUACCGGAAAACACGUCGUCAUCACCGCUGAGUGUUUACUGAGUAUUUCCGAGGUGGAUAUUUACUGGAAGUCGCCGUUCCCCCUGACAAAACAACGCAAAUUGUGACGGCUGCCAAUCAUUUCCAGUCCAGUCAAUAUUUUAAAAUGACCCAUUUUUCUGUUUAUUGUAAGAUGGCUUACGUGAUGAAUGAGCUAAAAUGCACAUUUCAUGAAGGAAAAAAAUCGACCCUUUCAUGUUCAUGUAUACAUUUAUUUAUACAGUGGGUAAAUUGAUUUAUUGGAGAAUGAAGGGGGGGGGAAAGCACAGUGAGCUCAUGUAGUGUUCAUUUUUCUACGUGCAUGGUGUGUAAAGAAACGCGGAGAGCUCAAUUUGAGUUCAUGUGGCAGUGAAAAUGAUUCUUUUGGAAAUUAUAUAGGCCUAAUUGGGACUACGCUUUCAGUUUCGGGAAAGGUUGAGAGGAAAAAAGGGGGGGAAGUCAGUGCUUUAUCUGUAACUUUGUAUAACGCUUUUUGCUGUGAAGUUUUGUUUGAGAGGUAUCGUUUGGGUACCGUGAAAGAGGAUGGACCAAAAAAAAAAAAAAAAAAAAAAAAA
Messenger RNA from Myripristis murdjan (pinecone soldierfish), 3013 nucleotides. Its product is annotated as un-named sa1261. Gene Ontology annotation, molecular function: ATP binding; protein serine/threonine kinase activity. Bases 271 to 1464 code for a protein of 397 amino acids. The record is from RefSeq and is a predicted model, not a curated record. Gene Ontology annotation, biological process: protein phosphorylation. Lineage: Eukaryota; Metazoa; Chordata; Actinopteri; Holocentriformes; Holocentridae. The transcript has 4 exons.